This is a messenger RNA of Raphanus sativus (radish), 2473 nucleotides long. RefSeq lists its product as uncharacterized. The transcript is spliced from 4 exons. NCBI's taxonomy places the organism in Eukaryota, Viridiplantae, Streptophyta, Magnoliopsida, Brassicales, Brassicaceae. The record is from RefSeq and is a predicted model, not a curated record. The coding region runs from base 1045 to 2448 and encodes 467 amino acids. Gene Ontology annotation, molecular function: nucleic acid binding; zinc ion binding.
GACCCAAACCCAAGCCCACUAUCUCAAACUCGCACAGGCCCAAGCCCACUCGAAAUUACCCAAGGUAAUUCUAUAAAAAGCCCUCUCUACUUUGGUUUCUCCUCCAUUUGCAACAUCAAAGAAAAAAAAAAAGAGAUUAAAGAGUUUGAGAGAGAGUGAGCUAAGGGAGAAGUGUGAUCAUUUUGUAGAGAGAGGUUCGCCGGAGCUUGACACCGGAGCCACCACGUCCAGUGACCGCGUUCAGUUCGCCACCACCGAUCAUCCCCUUAGACCACCAUCGCGUUCCUCUCGACGAGACGAAGCCAUAGCCACCGAAAUCAUCGAAAUCGGAGCUCAGACGAAGUCGUACGCGCCUCCGGAAGAUCAGCCCGCGCGCGCGCGUGAAACGCACGCGCCGCCGCCUCCGCCGCCGCGUCGCCGCCGCACCUCCGCCGCCGCCGGUGACUUUUCCGAUUUGGAGUCUAUUUGAGCAGCUGGAGUUCAUAGACAUCACUUCUCUUCAUUACUAAGGUGAGACCGAUGAGCAGGAGUGAUCAUAUCGGACUGGUGCUACUAUUUGGGCUCGUGGGCUUUAUCGUUUUAUCAUUUUAUCUUUUAUCGUUAUUGGGCCUUCAGGCCUUUGGACUUCUCGUUUAUGAUAUUUCUUAUUUCAGCCUCCGGGCUUACGUUGUCAUCGAUAUUUCGGAUGUUUAUUUUCGGGCUUGACUUUAUGGUAUUGUAUUUGACUUUAUGAUAUGACGUGGAGUUUAUUAUCCGUAUUAUUAUUAUUUCCGCUGCGCUAUGAUUUAUUAUUAUUUUAAUUCCGCAUUUAUAUUCAACAGACGCGGUCGCGUCAGUUUUGGUAUCAGAGCCGUGUUCCAUCCCGGCUCCGACCCGGGAUGGCGAUCUUUGGAGACUCGGAUUUUAUUCGGUUUUAAUCGGUUUUCAAAUGUUUAUGAGGAUGUGGGGAUUUUAAAAAUAAAAUAAAAUAGCACUUUUCCGUUUGUUAUCACUCCUUUAAUUUUUGGAUUUAGUUAGAAGUUAACUCGUUUGCCUUCAUUUCAGAUGCCGCCGAGGAGAGCUACCCGCGCUCAGAUCGCUAGAGAUGCUAGAGAGGCUCAGGAUGAGCAUGUUCAGCCCGCAGUUCAGCAGCCCGUUGCUCCGCAGAUGGAUGAGGAUGCCAUGAGACAGAUGGUUCAGGAUGCUGCUAGACAUGCUGCUCAAGAAGCAGUUCAGCAGAUUGCUCAGGAGACAGCCAGGCAAGCCGCUCAAGAGGCUGCCCGGGUAGCUGCUCAGGAAGUUGCUCGACAGAUGGCUGCAGCUCAGCAGGUUCCGCAGGGUCCUCAGAUUCAUAUGCAGCAGGUUCCGCCAGUUCAGGUUCAGCAUGAUCAUCAGGCUCCAGCUCAGCAGGCCCCAGCGCCACAGUAUCCGCAGGUUCCUAUUCAGCCAGUUCCAGGUGUCUUUCAAGUUCCGCCGCCACCACCCAUCAUUCCAGUGCACGUGCCGGAGGUUGAUGAGACAUUUAUCAGGGUGUUAUCACAGAUGAAGUAUGUGAACUUGGAGCAUUUCAGUGGUACCACGGACCCUACACUUGCUCACGAUUGGAGGCACAGUUUGGAUAAGUGUUUGAACACUAUCUCAUGCCCACCAAGGCACAAGCUUAGGAUUGCUGAGUUGUAUUUACGCGGAGAUGCAGCAGUGUGGUGGGAUGGAGUGCGAGUGAUGCACCGUGGCGAGAUGACUUAUGAAGAUUUUCUGUAUGCAUUCAACAAGAAGUAUUUUCCAAGAGAAGCUUUGGAUGAGAAGAAGAACGACUUUGAGAGUUUGAGGCAGGGUGGAAAGUCUGUCAGAGAGUAUGAGCAUGAGUUUCGCCAGCUUCACCGAUUUGCGGGAAUUGGUAUGGAUGAGGAGGACCUUAUCAGGAGGUUCUUAAAAGGGAUGCGAGUAGAACUUCACGGUAGGUGCAGUAUGGUCACCUAUACCAGUUUGGAGGAUCUGGUAGAGAAGGCCGUUGUGCAAGAGAAAUGUAUUGCAGCGGAGCAGAAGUUCAACAAGGCAGCUCAGCCUAAGGCCGGAGGGACUUCCGGGUCUCAGAAGAGGACCUUGGAUCAGUCAGGCAUCCAGUGCUUUCAUUGCGGGAAGUUUGGACAUAAGAGUAGGGUUUGUCGAAGCAGGCUAGCCGGUGCCCGUGUUGCACCGCCAGUAGCAGUGGCAGCAGCCCCAGCAGUGGCAGUUGGGAACUGCUUUGGCUGUAACCAGCCGGGUCACAUGAUCAGGGAUUGCCCGAGGAGGGGCAAUGCAGCGCUUCCACCACCACCGAAGCGUCUAGCCAUCGCCCCACGUGUGUUUACAGUUGGAGAUGCCCAGGGAGCCGAGCCGAUAGCGGGUAUGCAUCUUAUUCAUACUUGUUGUGUUUUCAGUAUUUUGGUUAUGUGGUUAUCAUGUGUAGUUAGUAAAAAUAUUGUUUAGGAUUGGUUCCUGUUGGUGGUGAGUC